This is a messenger RNA of Condylura cristata (star-nosed mole), 1511 nucleotides long. It is a transcript of the gene ZNF501, whose product is annotated as zinc finger protein 501. Lineage: Eukaryota; Metazoa; Chordata; Mammalia; Eulipotyphla; Talpidae. The record is from RefSeq and is a predicted model, not a curated record. The transcript has a single exon. Gene Ontology annotation, biological process: regulation of immune system process; regulation of cytokine production; negative regulation of transcription by RNA polymerase II. The coding region runs from base 232 to 999 and encodes 255 amino acids.
CAGCAGGGGAAAUGCUGCAGAACUGAGCAUCAGAGGAUUCACACAGGACAUAUACACAGGAUCUCCGUGGAGAAUAGUGUUAGUCUAAUGAUAAUCCACUUUGAGAAAAUACCUCAUAAGUAUCAUGAAUUUGAGAGAACGUUUUCUGUAAAUCUGUGCCCUUCAUUUUAUGACAAGUAACAUGAGCUCCAACUAGAUUCUACAUAUUAUGUGAUACUUUUGAGACUUAAUAUGCAGAAGAAAUCUUCAAAGUGUAGUGAAUGUGGAAAAUUCUUUACUCAAAAAUCUUCUCUUAUGCAGCAUCAGAGGAUUCACACAGGAGAAAAACCCUAUGUAUGUAGUGAAUGUGGAACUUGUUUCCGUAAACAGUCAAAUCUUACUCAACAUCUGAGGAUUCAUACAGGAGAGAAACCUUACAAAUGCAGUGAAUGUGAGAAAGCCUUUCAAACAAAAGCAGUCCUUGUCCAGCAUUUGAGAAUCCAUACUGGAGAGAAACCUUACAAGUGCACGGAAUGUGGCAAAGCAUUUUGUCAGAAUCCAUCCCUUAUUAAACACUUGCGAAUUCAUACUGGAGAGAAACCAUAUAAAUGCAAUGAAUGUGGGAAAGCUUUCAGUCAGAGAAUAUGUCUUACUCGACACCAGAGAAGUCAUUCUGGAGAAAAACCUUAUAAGUGUUAUGAAUGUGGGAAAGCCUUUAAUCAGAGUGCAUGUCUCAUGCAGCACCAGAGAGUCCAUUCAGGAGAGAAACCAUACAAAUGUACUGAAUGUGGGAAAGCCUUUGCUCAGAAUUCUUUCCUUGUUGAACAUGAAAGAAUUCACACUGGUGAGAAGCUCUAUAAAUGUAGUGAGUGUGAGAGAACAUUCCGCAAGCAAGCACAUCUUAGUGAACAUUUCAGGAUUCAUACUGGAGAAAAGCCUUAUGAAUGUGUUGAAUGUGGGAAGUCCUUUAGGCACCGUUCAGCGCUUGUACGACAUCAGAGGCUUCAUGGCGGAAAAUAAAACUUGGGAUAUAGCUAGUGUGGAAAGACAAGAGAAGUUUCCCUUCUAAAUUCUUAGGAAUUUAGCACUCAGUAUUCAGCUGACAUGUUUGUUGAAUAAGAGGCAGUGUUGUGCUGGGAAAGUGGAGAUCUUGGAACUAGAAAAUACAUUUGAUGUGUAACCUUACUCUCUCCUAACUUCAGUGGCCCCACCCAAGAAUAAUGGGGUUGUCUUGAGAAUAAAUUCUAUGUACUAAAUACUGCUAUUGGUUUUGAGUGGCAGAUGUCCCACAGGUUUAUAAAUUUUAUUAUUAAAAACAAGCAGUGUUCUUAGGGGAAAAUGCUCUUGAAACUGGACCAUAAUUUUUAUGUUUAAUCCACAGGCUAUUUAAAUUAAAUGUCUACAUAUAAAAUCACACUUUAUCCUUGAGAAAAUUGGAUCUGCUUUCACUUUAAACUAUUUUUCAUGAAAAGAUAAACUUCACUGACUGCAUGAAAAAUUCUUUUGCACAACUUAUUUUUUUAAACAUCUUA